Molecule: messenger RNA, 1386 nt
Organism: Nipponia nippon (crested ibis)
Lineage: Eukaryota; Metazoa; Chordata; Aves; Pelecaniformes; Threskiornithidae
Source: RefSeq, a predicted model, not a curated record
AUGCACUCACCUCCUAGAGAACAGCCUGCCAUCAUGCUCUGGAAACUGGUUGAAAAUGUCAAGUAUGAAGAUAUCUAUGAGGACCGGCAUGAUGGAGUGCCCAGCCACAGUUCCAGGCUGUCCCAGCUGGGAUCCGUCUCCCAGGGACCCUACUCCAGCGCUCCUCCGCUCUCUCACACCCCAUCCUCGGAUUUCCAGCCGCCUUAUUUCCCACCCCCCUACCAGCCUCUUCCUUACCACCAAAGCCAGGACCCUUACUCCCAUGUCAAUGACCCCUACUCCCUAAACCCCUUGCAUCAACCCCAGCAGCAUCCCUGGGGACAGAGGCAGAGGCAAGAGGUGGGAUCAGAAACCGGGUCACUGCUGCCACAGCCUCGGGCCGCCCUGCCCCAGCUCUCGGGACUGGACCCCAGGCGGGACUACCACUCAGUAAGGAGGCCAGAUGUCCUUCUGCACUCAGCUCACCAUGGCCUUGACUCCGGCAUGGGGGACAGCCUUUCUCUGCAUGGCAUCGGACACCCAGGGAUGGAAGAGGUCCAGUCAGUUGAAGAUGCCAAUAACAGCGGUAUGAACUUAUUGGACCAGUCUGUCAUUAAAAAAGUUCCGGUUCCUCCAAAAUCUGUUACUUCUUUGAUGAUGAAUAAAGAUGGCUUCCUGGGUGGAAUUUCAGUCAAUACCGGAGAGGUGUUUUGCUCUGUACCUGGCCGCUUGUCUUUGCUUAGUUCAACUUCAAAGUAUAAAGUAACUGUGGGAGAAGUUCAAAGACGUCUUUCUCCUCCAGAGUGUCUGAAUGCAUCCCUCCUAGGAGGAGUACUUAGAAGAGCCAAAUCGAAAAACGGGGGGAGAUCUUUGCGAGAAAGGCUAGAAAAAAUCGGUUUGAAUUUACCAGCCGGCAGGCGUAAGGCCGCAAAUGUCACUUUACUCACCUCCCUGGUGGAAGGUGAGGCCGUUCAUUUAGCUCGGGAUUUUGGGUACAUUUGCGAAACGGAGUUCCCAGCCAAAGCUGUUUCUGAGUACCUGAACAGACAGCACACGGACCCCAGCGACCUCCACUCCAGGAAAAACAUGCUGCUUGCUACAAAGCAACUUUGUAAAGAAUUUACAGAUCUCUUGGCCCAGGACAGGACGCCCAUUGGAAACAGCCGGCCCACCCCUAUUUUGGAACCGGGCAUUCAGAGCUGCUUGACUCACUUCAGCCUCAUCACUCACGGCUUUGGGGCCCCCGCUAUCUGCGCUGCCCUCACGGCCCUUCAAAACUACCUGACUGAAGCUCUCAAAGGCAUGGACAAGAUGUUCUUGAACAACAACACUGCUAACAGGCACACAUCUGGCGAAGGACCAGGUAGUAAAACUGGAGACAAGGAAGAGAAACACAGAAAAUGAGAG